Planococcus citri (citrus mealybug) is the source of this 3007-nucleotide messenger RNA. Its product is annotated as two pore potassium channel protein sup-9. NCBI's taxonomy places the organism in Eukaryota, Metazoa, Arthropoda, Insecta, Hemiptera, Pseudococcidae. The transcript has a single exon. Gene Ontology annotation, cellular component: plasma membrane. The coding region runs from base 51 to 1112 and encodes 353 amino acids. The record is from RefSeq and is a predicted model, not a curated record. Gene Ontology annotation, biological process: stabilization of membrane potential; potassium ion transmembrane transport. Gene Ontology annotation, molecular function: potassium ion leak channel activity; outward rectifier potassium channel activity.
UUAACAUUGUUUUUCGACUAGUAGUACGGUGGAAGCCGCGUUUAAUAACGAUGGGAUCGGGCGCGCAUUCUUUGAAUAAUCUCUCGUCCGGCGAUGAGCACAGUUCGGAGGAGUCUUCGUCCGAAACUUCGUAUUCGGUGACCGAUCCCAAGAAAACUGUUAAACGUUGUUGUCGUAAAAUCGUGACGUUUAUGUGUACCCAAGUCGGAGUCGGUGGAUUGAUCGUAGGCUACGCUGUCGUCGGUGCUUUUAGUUUCCGCCACAUCGAGGGCUCCUACCAAGACCCGAAAAUCAAGCAAGUAAUCAGUAAGAUGAACGAAUCGGUGGAGAUUCUGUGGAACAUCACGAACGAGCAUAAUGUCUUGAACGAGAGCACUUGGAACAAGGAAGUACAAGAGGUUUUGCUAGAUUUGCAAAAAAAUAUCACCGGAUCGGUGAAAGAUGGGUAUAACGGUAUACCCGGUGCACAUAUGUGGAGCUUUCCAGCAGCCUUGAUGUUCUGUCUUUCUGUAUUCACGAUGAUCGGUUACGGCAACAUGAUCCCUCAUACGGAGACUGGUAAAGCGGCCACCAUGGUUUACGCGGUUUUUGGCAUACCACUCUACAUACUGUACUUCAAGAACAUGGGCACGGUGCUGGCGCAAGCUUUCCGUUGGACUUAUACGUGGAUCUACCGAUGCAGCAUGGAAGACAGUCAUCCGAAGAUAAGUGAGAAAAACGACCAAGCUCCGAAAAGAAUUAUCGUACCUUCUACCGCAUGCUUGUGGGUAUUGUUCGCGUACGUGGCGACGGGAACGGCCAUGUUUUCCAGCUGGCAGAGCUGGUCGGUCAUGGAUAGCGCGUAUUUUUGCGUGACCAGUUUAUGCAAGAUCGGUAUCGGCGAUUUCACUCCGGAUAAUUUGUUAGUGUCCGAGAAGGGCGAUCCGACCAGAUUGGUGUUUACAUUCGUGUACUUGUUGUUCGGUAUGGGCAUUAUUGCCAUGUGUUUCGAUUUAAUGAAAGAAGACGUGACUGCGAAAGCUAAAAAUUUAAAAAAUGAUAUCAUAUUUUGCUUCGAAGAUAUACAAUCGAAAGCUAUCGACUUUUAUAAAAGACGAAAUUCUCUAGAAUAAUAUCUCAUCCCCUCUUUAUAGGUAUCCGUCCCAGCCUUCGACACCCUUUUGUGACCAUUCGCGAGGAAACCGAUCUUCAAUUCGAAAAUAAAUUCUCAAGAAAAACGCAUUCUAAGUUUUGGUUCUGUUUGGAGCUAAACGAUCGUGAAAUGAAGUGAGUUUUCAACUCCUUCAACGAAUUCGUAGGUACCCAAUAUUUGGCCUGUCUGAAUUAGAAAUGUGCUCAAAAAGCAUCACCCUGCCUUUUUUUCGUGGAUAAAAUUGUGUGAUUGAGUUUUUCAAGGUGAUUUUUUUUUGUUUUUUUAAUAAAAGUUUUUUUCUAACAAGGGAACCUCUUGAGGUGUCACACUCCGAUUUGAACAGGACUGCGAUAUUUGGAAAGAGCAUAGUCUAAAACCCCCAAAACCACAUUUUUAGCUGCCCAAGUUCAUUUUUCGAUUUUUGGCGAAUUUUUGAAAAUUCAAAAUUGACUGUUUUUGGCGAUUUAUGCUUUUCUUUUUUUAAUGUACGUAUGCACUUGAUCAGUAAAAAUGGUCAAAAUAAGUCCCAAAACUAAUAUUAAUUACCCAAAUCCAAAUUUCACCAUUUCCAGUCAUUCUGGAGCCUCCAGCGCGAUUUUUCAAUUUCUCCACAAUUUUGAAUUUGCUCCAGAAGGCGUUAAAAUGAAGUUGGACAGCUAAAAAUCGAGUUAAUUAUUACACUCGACCUGCUUAACGAGUUUAUCCACAUUUAAGCCGAUUUUGAGAGUGACACCUCAAGAGUGACUUUUUGACCAGCUUUUUUCAAAAUUAAAAAAUCCAAAAAAUCAAAAGAUAACCGUUUGUGAGGAAAUUUUUGAAAUUUGCGCCAAUCGCUGUAUUUUGUCCGUAACUAACCUCCCAAAUCAAAAUUUUACAAUUUCCAACCAUUCUGGAGCCUCAAGCGCGGUUUUCAAUUUCUCCAGAAUUUUGAAUUUGCUCCAGAAGGCGUGAAUAUGAAGUUGGGCAGCUAAAAAUCGAGUUGUGUAAUACACUCGACCUGUUUAACGAGUUUAUCCACAUUUCAGCCGAUUUUGAGAGUGACACCUCAAAAGUGGUUUUUUGUCCAGUUUUUUUCAAAAUUGAAAAAUCCAAAAAAUCAAAAGAUAACCGUUUGUGAGGAAAUUUUUGAAAUUUGCGCCAAUCGCUGUAUUUUGUCCGUAACUAACCUCCCAAAUCAAAAUUUUACAAUUUCCAACCAUUCUGGAGCCUCAAGCGCGGUUUUCAAUUUCUCCAGAAUUUUGAAUUUGCUCCAGAAGGCGUGAAUAUGAAGUUGGGCAGCUAAAAAUCGAGUUGUAUAUUACACUCGACCUGUUUAACGAGUUUAUCUACAUUUCAGCCGAUUUUGGGAGUGACACCUCAAGAGUGACUUUUUGACCAGCUUUUUUCAAAAUUAAAAAAUCAAAAAAAUCAAAAGAUAACCGUUUGUGAGGAAAUUUUUGAAAUUUGCGCGAAUCGCUGUAUUUUGUCCGUAACUAACCCCCCAAAUUCAAAUUUCACAAUUUCCAGUCAUUCUGGAGCCUCCAGCGCGAUUUUCAAUUUUUCCAGAAUUUUGAAUUUGCUCCAGAAGGCGUGAAUAUGAAGUUGGGCAGCUAAAAAUCGAGUUGUAUAUUACACUCGACCUGUUUAACGAGUUUAUCCACAUUUGAGCCCAUUUUGAGAGUGACACUUCAAGAGUGGUUUUUUGAGGUGUCACUCUCGCUUCAAAACGGCUGGAAAUGGUAGAAUUUGCGCUCCGGGGGUUAGUUCUUGAAGAAAUACAGCGAUUCGCGCAAAUUUUCAAAAAUUUCUUCACAAACGGUUAUCUUUUGAUUUUUUGGACUUUUUAAUUUUGAAAAAACGUGGUCAAAAAGCCACUUUGGAGGUAUUACUCUCAAA